Orbicella faveolata is the source of this 330-nucleotide messenger RNA. Its product is annotated as pterin-4-alpha-carbinolamine dehydratase-like. Gene Ontology annotation, biological process: tetrahydrobiopterin biosynthetic process. The record is from RefSeq and is a predicted model, not a curated record. Gene Ontology annotation, molecular function: 4-alpha-hydroxytetrahydrobiopterin dehydratase activity. Lineage: Eukaryota; Metazoa; Cnidaria; Anthozoa; Scleractinia; Merulinidae.
AUGUCAGCACCAAAACGCCAGAAACUCGACGAAGAAGAAAGAAACACAACUCUUCCGUCCUUGCGCAAAUCUGGGUGGACAGAAGUGGAAGGCAGAGACGCUAUUUACAAGGAAUUCCUUUUCAAAGAUUUCAACCAAGCGUUUGGAUUCAUGACACGUGUUGCUCUGCAAGCCGAGAAAAUGGAUCAUCACCCCGAAUGGUUUAACGUGUACAACAAAGUACAGAUUACACUCAGUACACAUGACUGCAGCGGCCUGUCGGAAAAUGAUGUCAAGCUGGCAAACUUCAUCGAGACUGCUGCUAACUCGAUCGCAAAGUGUGAUGGCUAA